AUGCAGUUCACUGCUGGUGUUGUCCUCGCCCUGUCCGCUCUCGUCGGGCAAGCCGCUACUGUCCCUACCACGCUCGUCCAGCGGCAGGAAGUUGUGCCCACCCAUGGCACUAUCAACGCCCCUGCCGAGUCUGCCGCCAUCGCGCCUGGCGCAACGUUCGACUUCGACUUCGCGUCGGUCAACUACUGCGAGUCCGGCUACGAGCCCAUCACGGUCUACCUCUUCGAGAACGAGCCCGAUGUCUCCGACUUGAACACCGAUGGCUCGUUCCCCGAGAGCGACUACCUCUACGAAUUUGGCCAGUGGCUCAUCCCAACUUCGGUGAGACCACCCCCGCCGCCGUCCAACCUCACCAUGCCUGACUUCUCGCAGGCCUCGACGAACGCUGCGACAUACAGCGACGCCACAUUUUAUCUCACUGUUGUCGAGACGUACCUCGAUUGCCCGGGUGACAUCGCGAAGGAGUUCGGCAUCACGACAACGUCUAUCGUGUACAACGCCACCACUGCGUAA
This is a messenger RNA of Fomitopsis serialis, 513 nucleotides long. RefSeq lists its product as uncharacterized. The transcript has 3 exons. The coding region runs from base 1 to 513 and encodes 170 amino acids. The record is from RefSeq and is a predicted model, not a curated record. NCBI's taxonomy places the organism in Eukaryota, Fungi, Basidiomycota, Agaricomycetes, Polyporales, Fomitopsidaceae.